AUGAACGGCUUCGCCUCGUUGUGCUCGCUUCACCUUCAACACCCGCACCUUGGCGUAUUGCAACGAGCCGAUGGGAUAUUAUUCGAUAGCUGUCCGAUUCAAAGUGUCGAUUUCGGUUGGAGGAACUUCAAAAGCUACUCGGACGUUCUGGAUUUUGUCAUCAGCGAGAAAACGAGAGAAUCGAACGCGCUAGUGAAAUCGUAUUACCAAAUUUGGAAACUUGUCGAGAUUGCGCGAGAUGUCUAUCAGCAUUAUAGGAACAGAUAUUUGAUAUUAUUGGGAAUUUAUACCGCAGAUCAACUCUCGUGCUAUCAUUAUCUAAUGAAUCAUCCGAAUUUGCCGAAAAUUCUUGCGUUUGUCUAUUCGGACGCCGAUAUUAUUUGCUAUUCGGAGUAA
Molecule: messenger RNA, 396 nt
Organism: Caenorhabditis bovis
Lineage: Eukaryota; Metazoa; Nematoda; Chromadorea; Rhabditida; Rhabditidae
Source: the annotation of a GenBank genome assembly